UCCAGGGCCCACGAGAAUAACGUCAUAGGCCGCAGCAUGGGGGCCAUGGAGACCACCAAGCUGCCCAGCCUCGCCCCGAAACCGGGAGGCGCACCUGGCCCCGACCUGGCCGCCGCCCGGACGGCCUCUCGCGUCGCCGUCGCCUCGUCCCGCAAGACGUCGACGACUAAUCACGCGUGCGUGCAGUGUCGGAGGACAAAGACAAAGUGCGACGGGAGACACCCCUGCGCCAGGUGUCAGUUCAACGGGCACACGUGCGCAUACGACACGCGCACGCUGUCGGGCGACAGGCUGAACAAGCUCACGCAUGCGUUCAACCAGCAGAAGGAUAGGCUUCAGCAGCUCGAGACCAUCCUGGCGGCCAUGAGGACCGGGACUGAUGCGGAGGCGGCCGAGGUCAUGGCCUGGAUCAGGAUAGGGGAGCCUGUUGAGUCGAUCGUUUCCUAUCUUGAGUCGAGGUCCAAGUCGGUCGUCAUCUCUGAAAGGCUCCUCGGUUCAAGCGGCGAAGCACAGAACAAGUUCAUCGAGACGCUCUUUGACAGGACGGAAUGGGUCCAAGGCGUGACCAUCCCAACAGAGGCUGUGUCCAUCGAUCUCAAAGCCCGCACCCAGUGCUACUUUUCAUCUAAUUUCGGAAACCUCCCCUUCUCCAGUGGCAUCAAAGCAAACCACUACCCUCCUGAAGCUCAGAGGAGUCAACUCCAGAACUACUAUGCCAAGCACAACUGGGCCAUGAUGACGGCCAACGACGGGCACGGCAUGGCGUCGGUGACAAAGGCGUGGGCCGACACCAUGAACAAGGCCCGACAGCUCAUCGCCUCGGGGGUUAAGCCCGACGAGCUCACUGGGGCCUUCCCGACGGUGGCGGCAUUGUUUGACAAGAGGGAGUACGACACUGCGCCCAUGAUCAGCAAGUGGGCGGUGCAGUUCAUAUAUAGUUCUCGACAUCAAGACUAUUCGUUUACUUCUAUGGCUUCCGUGUGGAUUGUAUGGGUCGUCAUGAGGUGGAUGAUCAAUCCGACACCAGAUACAUACUCGGCAAUGCCAGAUUGGAUCCGGCCAACUGAGCUCCAGGUUUUUGUUCCACACAUCGACAUGAUCGACUGCAUCAUCUGGCCCUACUUCCGAGACUACGUGAUCCAACGCCCUGAGAUGCAACAUGGUGGCCUACAGUGGCUCGCCGCCUGCACAGCAGGAGUUAAAGUGUCCUGGGCGGGAACAGUCGAGGACGCCUUAUGCGUUGAUGAGGCGACGGGGAAGAGGAGGCUGAAUGCAGAAGCCGAGGCAACACUACGAGACCUGAAUAACUGGACCCUCGCAGCGUCAUAUCGCGCAUUCAUGCCAGGGAUUGACGGAAACAUACCCAUACGGACGAUGGAAGACUCUGUGCAGGAUACCCGAGAGUUAUAG
Messenger RNA from Fusarium keratoplasticum, 1410 nucleotides. RefSeq names its product Zn(2)-C6 fungal-type domain-containing protein. The transcript has 4 exons. Gene Ontology annotation, molecular function: DNA-binding transcription factor activity, RNA polymerase II-specific; zinc ion binding. Gene Ontology annotation, biological process: regulation of DNA-templated transcription. The coding region runs from base 37 to 1410 and encodes 457 amino acids. Lineage: Eukaryota; Fungi; Ascomycota; Sordariomycetes; Hypocreales; Nectriaceae. The record is from RefSeq and is a predicted model, not a curated record.